Contarinia nasturtii (swede midge) is the source of this 1458-nucleotide messenger RNA. Its product is annotated as sensory neuron membrane protein 1-like. The transcript has 9 exons. Gene Ontology annotation, cellular component: membrane; cytoplasm. Gene Ontology annotation, molecular function: scavenger receptor activity. The record is from RefSeq and is a predicted model, not a curated record. Bases 1 to 1458 code for a protein of 485 amino acids. Lineage: Eukaryota; Metazoa; Arthropoda; Insecta; Diptera; Cecidomyiidae.
AUGUACACGUUACAACAAAUGCCAAUCAAUCCAAAAACAAUAUCUCGAAGAAUGUACACGAAAUUACCAUUCCCAUUGGAGUUUCACAUUCACAUUUUUGACUUACAAAAUCCGGAGGAAGUUCAAAACGGUGGAAAACCACACUUCAAAGAUAUUGGACCUUAUGUUUUUCACGAAUACCUUUUAAAACAUGAUACGAUUGACGAUGAGGAAAAUGAUACACUUCAGUUCACAAUGCGAAAAACAUGGAUUUUCAAGCCAAAAUUAAGCAAAGGAUUAACCGGAGAAGAAAUUAUCACAACAGUACACCCAGUUUUAAACUCACUUGCGCUGGCUGUGAAUGUAGAUCGAAAAGCAUUGCUUCCAAUGAUUUCGGAUGUCAUACAAAUAAUGUUCGAACCAACAUCUCCAUUUUGGACGGGCAGAGCAAUGGAUUUACUAUUUGAUGGAAUUCCGAUCGAUUGUUCUUCGAAUAAUUUCAAAGUAAAAGCAAUUUGUUCGGUUUUUGAAACGGGUGAUAAUCCAUCAAUUCAACCACUUACUGACGAUGGAAGCCAAUUUAAAUUCUCCUUGUUUGGUGCCUUUAACCACUCUUCAAAUGGCGUUUUCAAAGUAUCACGCGGUAAGAAAAUCAUGUCGGAUGUUGGUCGUGUACUUGAGGUUGAUGGCAAUUUAGAAGUGGAUGCUUGGUAUUCAGAUGAGGAAAAUCAAUUCAAAGGGACGGACGGUUAUUUUAUUCCACCAUUUCGAAGCAUUGAUGAUGAAAUUUGGGCAUUUGAACGUGCAUUAUGCAUAUCAUUAAACUUACAAUAUAAACAAAAAACCUACAAUCGUGGUGCUCCUUUGCGAACUUUUGGCCAAAACCUCGACCGAUUUGCAACAAACGAAGCAUAUUGCCGUGAAAAUGGCAGUUGUCCGAUACCAGGAACAUUGGACUUAUUUAAUUGCAUUGGCGUUCCCAUAAUCGCUACUUUGCCACACUUUUUGGAUACACAUCCAUCGUUGUUGGAACAUGUUCAAUCCGGAUUAAAGCCGAAUCGAAAAGACCACGAAAUUUUCGCCAGCAUUGAUUUAAAAACUGGUAUUCCAUUGCUGGGUGCAAAACGUUUGCAGCUCAACUUCGAAAUGGUUCCAAUACCAUUGGUAGAUGUCAUGAAAAAUUUGACGAGCAUGAUAUUCCCGUUUAUAUGGAUUGAAGAACGUUUUAAAUUGCCGGGAAUAUAUGUAGCUUUAUUGCAUUUAACUCUCAUCUCGAGUCAACGAUUAGUCAAAAUCAUAGAGUGGCUCUGUUUCACUCUAAUACCCAUCGCUGGGUUCGCCAGUUUGACAAUUCAUUAUUUGAUAAAAUUGGGACAAAUUACUGUGAUCGAUGAUUCGGCCAAAUCGAUGGGAAGAAAUGCCGUGAUUGAUGGCGCUAUUAAAAUGGUCAAUAAAAGAAAUCACAUUUCGCAUGGAUAA